CAAACAAAAUCAUACCGCUGAUAUCGCGGCCGCACGUCAAUUUGUGAUAAAUUGAUAAGCUCAGUACUUGUUGAUUUUGAUAAAAUCAUUUUGAUCAAUAGCAAAACAAAACUUAUUUCAGUUAGUGCUGUAGGAAGCGGACAAAAUGAAGUCGCUUACAUUUAGUGUCCUACCAAAGUUCGAAAUCUUUGUGUUAUUAUGCAUCAUACAUUCAAUUUACGGAAGAAUGUUUGGUGAAGAAGGAUAUUAUCCAGCUGGUUACUACGACAGCCAGCAAGUUCAAUACGAGAAAAUAAAAACUGCGCUUACGAAGCUGGAACACACCCCACAAUGGGUGAGUGAUUGGCCAGACCCAUCUAUUAGAAUGGGUCAGGUGUCAGGAGUAGCUAUAGACAACUCUGGCCAGGUGCUGGUAUUCCACCGGUCCCAUAAUGUUUGGGAUGCAACUACUUUCAACAACAGGGAUGUGUAUCAGGGUAUUGGUGAGAAUGCUAUACCUGAACCAACUAUCUUGGUGCUCAAUGACACCGGAGAGCUUGUUGAUAUGUGGGGACAAAAUCUGUUCUACAUCCCGCACGGCAUCACAGUUGACAAUGAAGGCAAUGUGUGGGUAACUGAUGUGGCUAUGCAUCAAGUCUUCAAGUUCACACCAGAUGAUAAAGUUAAGCCAAACAUGACACUAGGAGAGAAGUUUAUACCGGGCAACGAUGACAAGCAUUUCUGCAAGCCGAGUGCAGUUGCCGUUCUAGCUAAUGGUGACUUCUUUGUGGCGGAUGGCUACUGCAACCACAGGAUCCUCAAGUUUUCCCCAGAUGGAACCAUCAUUCUACAGUGGGGGAUAAGUCACGGCAACUCUCCGUUUGCGUUCAACGUGCCUCACGCGCUUACGCUAGCAGAGGACCGCGGCUUGGUCUGUGUAGCUGACAGGGAGCGAGGCAGGGUGGCCUGCUUCCGACAUGAUAAUGGAACCUAUGAGGGCAGCUUCAGCAGCUGGCUGAUGGGCGGACGACUGUUCAGCGUCGCUUAUGCUCCAGUUCAUGGUGGUCGCCUCUACAUAGUGAACGGACCAAACAGCUUACCAACGCCAGUGCCAGUUCGAGGCUUCGUGAUCGACUUCUCCACCGGCCGUCUCAUACAAACUUUUGCUCCUGACGAGGGUCUGAGAAACCCACACGACGUCGUAGUGUCAGCGGACGGCUCAAAGGUCUACGUAGCAGAAUUAAAUCCCUUCAGAGUGUAUAAGUUUGUGGAUGAAGCAUUAAAAAAUGAAAGUCGGUUGGAGAAGAAUGUGACGUCAUCGCAUGUGAAACCCACUGCAACUGUCGAGGUAGUGGGCAGCGUGGGGGCGGGCGGGGGCGCGUGGGAGUGGUGGAGCGGCGCGCUCGGGGGCGCGGGGGGCGCCGCCGCCGCCGCGCUGCUCGCUCUCGCCGCGCUCGCCCUGCUGCGCGCCAGGAACACGGGUAAGGGAUACGAGGCCGAGCCCCUCGUGCACUGAACACACGACACCUACAUCAUACGACACUACUUUCCCUACACUCGACAAAUACCCUUAAAUACUUAAAAUCCUGGUCUUUUCCCAAUGACAUCUACCGUUCUUACUCACUAGAUGGCGUUAAUAACGCAAUUGCCCAGUUCGGCCAAUCACAGUCGCUGUCAAAAAUGUUAAGACCAAUGGCUGGCCCUUAGCAAAUAAGUCUAUUGACUAUUAGACAAUAGACCUAACACUAUAUUAUACUGGCAAUCCUAGUGACAAUUUCAUUACUUUUGGGUUUUAGGUAGAUUCAGGAGCAAUAUAUCUGAACGCAUUACAUGAGCCCAUGACAAUUAUUGUCGAUUUUUGAGGUUUUCGACUAUUAUUACGACAGCGAAAAUUUUAUUUUGCUUUGUUUAUAUUUAAUACAAUUUGGAACGAUAAAAAAUACCUUGUAAUUAAAUGAAAUGAAAUGAAUGAACUUUAUUACAUUAUCCUAAAGUUCUUAUUAAUUCUAAUGGCCUCUGGAGUGAGUUACAAACACUAUAACAAGGGUCUAAUUUAUUAAUUAUUGCAUUGUAAUAUGUUACAAAUGAUCUAGCUUUAAUUAUAAUUAUAUAAGUAUUAAUUACGUUAUUUAUUUAUAUACAUAUAUCAUUAUACACUACAUUCCUUAUAUAGGCAGGUACCGUACGCCUUUAUGUAUAAACUGGGUAUAUACAAUACACACACAAACACACUAUAUACCGUCCACAUAUUCCAUACAUAAUACACAAUAUUAUGUCAAAUAUUAGUUUCAAACAUUUUAUUGUAGGUACAAAAUAGGUACUUACCACGAUUACCUUCUUCUUCUUCUUAUAGUGCCUCUUCAAUGUUGAAGGUCGGCCGUCAGCUUCUUGUAUUUCUCCUUGUCGGUAGCCAUGCGGAACAAUUGUUCGACAGAUGUAAUGCCGGUCCACUCCCGGAUGUUUCGCAGCCACGAUUUUCUUCUGCGCCCAGCACGUCUCUUCCCCUCCACUUUGCCCAUCAUGAUCAGUUGAAGCAGUGAAUAUCUAUCGUGUCUAAGCACGUGGCCGAGAUAUUCGAUUUUUCGCUUUUUGAUGGUCAGCAUAAUUUUCCGGGUCAUUUGGACGCGCUGUAGCACGGAUUCGUUGCUGACCCUUUGUGUCCAGCUGAUUCGGAGCAUACGACGGUAACACCACAUCUCGAAUGCAUUUAUACGUCUCGUAGUGUCCUCCUUCACGGUCCAUGCUUCACAUCCGUACAUGACUAGAGGCCAGAUGUAGCAGAAGAGUAACCUAAUUCUGAGCUUAAUGUUUAUUUGACGACAACACAGAACUUUCCUCAUUUUGUUAAAAGAUGCUCGGGCAAUUUCUAUCCGGGUCUUAAUUUCUUGAUCUGAUUCCCAUACUUCAUUUACCCAAGCACCGAGAUACUUGUAUUGUCGUACUCGUUCGAGUGGUUUGCCAUCUAUGUUUAUAAUUGGGUCAAGAUCAGGAUUUUUGGAGACAACCAACCAACGAUUACCACAGACUACAAAUAAAUACACAUCGCUUUUAUUUUUUUUUUUUUCAGUAAUAUCUGAUCUACAUAUUUUUAUGUAAAGACGGUUUUUUAUAACUUUAUAAUAUAUGAACCUAUGCAUGUAUUUGAAAAUGGAUGAAUGAAUUUUUUUUAAUUUACAAAAUAUGGAAACAAGUUACUUAAUUGUAUGCAUUUAUAUUCAUAAUUUUUAUUAAUGAAGAAUUUUCUAGGUAUAAUAUUCUAAGUGAAAAUUAUAUAUAUAUGGUUUUAAACUUGGACAUAAACUAUGUUUAACAGUAUUAGUUACAUACAUGAAAAAUGUUGUCUUAAUCAGUUCUGGAAGAUUCUCCAUUAAUGAAAUUGAAAUACAGAUAAAAUAUACAAAUAUUUUACAAUUUUUAUUGUCUGUGAUUGAUGCAAGUAAAAGGGGCUUAAGCAUAAUAUUUUAAGUAUAUAGUUUUAAUUAUUAUAACCCUAAUGGUUAUAAAUAUUAAUGUUUUAAACCUUAAUUCUUCAAAGAUUUGUUGUUUAACAAAUAAUUUAUGUAUUUAUAAGCUAAAAGUAGAUGUAAUAAUUACGCUAUUUUAAAGGGGUUGUAAACCUAUUAAAUAGCUAUUUGUCCAUAGCACAUUUACUUUAAUUUUUUAUUAUAACAUUAGACAAGGAAAUUAAUGAUCUUAUAGCUAUAAUAUUUCGAAGAAUAUAUUUAUGCGAAUAGACAAUUUUUUUUAUAUCUCUACAAAUCUGUCACAGACGAAGUCUUUCCUUUAUCGAAUUUAAAAAAGGUCUAAGUACAGUGGCCAGCACGUCAAGCUAUCCUUGUCUGUCAAAUUUAUCUAUUACAUCUUCAACUUUAUAAUAUUGUCAUAAAGUCGAAAAUCCAAUCAAUUUGACAGAUAGGAGUAGGUUCAUCUCCUGUUUACUGUACAUAAAAUUAUUAUCGCAAUUUUGAAUGUGAUUAAAGUUCCUAUUUAUUAACACUUGUCCAUAGCAAUUAGUAACUUUGUCUAAUGCUAUAUUUUUAUGGAUCUUUUAUUCAAAAUGUGGGUUGUUUUUACAUUGGUUUCUCUGUAGCUCGAAUAAAAUUGAGAUCUUUGUUUUUUUUUGUAUUUUUGUUUUGUUUAUAAGUUUAUCCGAGAGGUUAUCUAUAAUGUAGUGUUAAAAUAUAUUACUAUUGGUGUAAAAUAGUUCCUGGAAAGUUGCAUGUUUACGAUUAAUGUUUGAGACAUGUUUAAAUUGUAUACUUAACUAUUUUGCAUCAUUUUAUCACGCCAUUGGGAUUUUUCUAGAAGCUUAUGACCGCCAACGAAAUAUUAGGUAUAUAAAAUAUAAAUUAGAUAUCAUACCUUUUUAGUUUUAUGUACACGAGUAUGUUCUAUAUUGAUUUUGUUGGCGGUAGUAAGAGUAAUGUUAUGUGCUUCGCCUCAGUAAAUUGAAAACUGAAAUUAGAUUAUGUAAACGAAGACAAGUGUUACUAAUUUACACAAUUUUACACUCAUUAUUGCCAAGAACAUAUUAUCGUCGCGUCGAAGACAUUUAUUUUGCUGAGGCGAAGCACAGUACAUAAAUAAAUCGAUACACUAGUCCGUUUGUCACAUUAUUCAGUUCUGUUAUUUCUUUUUACACAAAACCACUUUAAUUUAUUAUUUGCGCUUUCAAAUAUUGUGAUUGUGAACAGUUGUGAUGUGCAGUAACAUAGUUGUUUAAAUAUAUUUAUUGGAAGCAGC
Messenger RNA from Spodoptera litura, 4722 nucleotides. Lineage: Eukaryota; Metazoa; Arthropoda; Insecta; Lepidoptera; Noctuidae. The record is from RefSeq and is a predicted model, not a curated record.